Juglans microcarpa x Juglans regia is the source of this 1186-nucleotide messenger RNA. Its product is annotated as probable carboxylesterase 12. NCBI's taxonomy places the organism in Eukaryota, Viridiplantae, Streptophyta, Magnoliopsida, Fagales, Juglandaceae. The transcript has a single exon. Bases 121 to 1041 code for a protein of 306 amino acids. The record is from RefSeq and is a predicted model, not a curated record. Gene Ontology annotation, molecular function: hydrolase activity.
UAUUUCCUUCCCCUAUUAAAUUCCAUCUCAUUAUUUAUCCUCUAAAUACCAACUUCCAAACUCGCCAGACUUGUAGCCCUCUCUCACUCUCUCUCUCUCUCAAAAUACGCAGACGCGUCAAUGGAUUCAAGCACCAACGAAGUAACCCACGAAUUCCCACCCUACUUCAAAGUAUACAAAGGUGGCCGCGUAGAGAGGUUGGGAAGGUUCGGAGGCAUCGACCGUGCUCCCACCGGCCUAGACCCCAAAACCCAGGUCCAAUCCAAGGACGUCGUUGUAUGCUCCGACACCGGCGUAUCGGCCAGGAUCUUCCUCCCCAAACUCACCGGCCCAGAUCACAGGCUUCCGCUCGUCGUUCACUACCACGGUGGAGCCUUCUGCAUUGGAUCGCCUUUCAGCCGGACCUUCCAUAAUUUUCUUGUAAAUCUCGCCUCCGAGGCCAAUGCCGUUAUUAUCUCCGUUGACUACAGGCUGGCCCCGGAGCAUCUUCUUCCGAUUGCACAUGAAGACUCGUGGGCUGCGCUGCAGUGGAUUGCCAACCACUCAAAGGGGCAAGGAGCCGAGCCGUGGCUGAACGAGCAUGCGGAUUUCGGACGGGUCUUCCUGGCGGGUGAGAGCGCCGGAGCCAACAUAGCCCACUACGUGGCAGUGCAAGCCGGCGCUACCGGAUUGGCUGGUCCCAACAUCGUUGGGACACUCAUACUGCACCCAUAUUUCGGAAGUAAAAACGGCGAAGACAACAUGUACAAAUACAUGUGCCCGACGAGCACGGGUUUUGACGAUCCGUUGCUGUACCCGGAAGUGGAUCCGAAUCUGGGACGUAUGGCCGGUGGGAGGGUGUUGGUUUGUGUGGCGGAGAAUGAUUGGUUAAAGGAUAGAGGGUUGGGUUAUUGCGAAACAUUGAGGAAGAGUAAUUGGGACGGGGCGGUGGAAUUAUACGAGACAGAAGGAGAGGGGCAUGGCUUUUUCCUGCUGAAUCCGACUAGCGACAAGGUUGAGCCCCUCGUGAAAGUUCUGGUUGAUUUCAUUAAGCAUCACUGAACGACUUCUUUUGGCUUCCCAUUUCUUCGGUACGUGGACUCUGGUCAGCUACGGCAGGCAUGAAAGAUAAUAAAUUUGGGUUGUUUGAUUUUCCCAUCGCAUUUAUGUAAUCGGUACUCUUUUACUAAGAAAUAGCUCGUUUAAA